UCGCAUCGUCUGUCUACUUUUUGACUGACCUUGGGCUCUCGUGGGUGCAGACUGCCAUCUGAAAGCUCCUCUACUACCUCAGCAUCGGCUGGUUUACGGCUCGAGUGUCACCUACUCUCGUCGCAAUGGAUUCUCUUACGACCCAUCCUUCUACCGCGCAACAGGCCCGGGCCUUCACUUCCCCCGCCUCUCUGUCGUUUCCCGGUGGUGCCGGUGAUCUGACUCCACCUUCCGAUAAGGAAAACAUGGCAAUGGCUCAGGGUGCGAAUGGGAUUGUGAACGGUCAGCAGCAGGGAGGAAAUGCCACUAAUGGCAAUGGGGUGGCGCCCGCAACCCCCGCUGCGACCCCCGGUGCUACCAACACGCCGGGAAGUGGCAUCGUACCUACGUUGCAAAACAUUGUCGCCACGGUCAACCUUGACUGCCGGCUGGACUUGAAGACGAUCGCGCUCCACGCAAGAAAUGCGGAAUACAACCCUAAGCGUUUCGCGGCCGUGAUCAUGCGUAUCCGAGAGCCGAAAACGACCGCUUUGAUCUUCGCCUCUGGCAAGAUGGUGGUUACUGGUGCCAAGUCGGAGGACGACUCCAAACUGGCGUCCAGAAAGUACGCGCGUAUCAUCCAAAAGCUUGGUUUCAACGCCAAGUUCACGGAUUUCAAGAUCCAGAACAUUGUCGGGUCUUGCGACAUCAAGUUCCCCAUCCGCCUGGAGGGUCUGGCCAGUCGCCAUCACAACUUCAGUUCUUACGAACCCGAGUUGUUCCCUGGUCUUAUCUACCGCAUGAUGAAACCUAAGAUCGUGCUUCUGAUCUUCGUCAGUGGAAAGAUUGUCCUCACCGGUGCGAAGGUCCGUGAGGAAAUCUACCAGGCGUUCGAACUGAUCUAUCCUGUGCUUUCGGAUUUCCGUAAAGUCUAGAGCCCUCGUGCUGAACAGGAAGAUCCCGACCCCACGUCCUUCCUACCUUCAACAACUUGUAUUAACACUGGCUUUACCCCCCCCUUGCACUGGC
Messenger RNA from Aspergillus heteromorphus CBS 117.55, 1008 nucleotides. RefSeq names its product TBP family protein. The record is from RefSeq and is a predicted model, not a curated record. The coding region runs from base 126 to 914 and encodes 262 amino acids. The transcript is spliced from 4 exons. Gene Ontology annotation, biological process: DNA-templated transcription initiation. Gene Ontology annotation, molecular function: RNA polymerase II general transcription initiation factor activity; DNA binding. NCBI's taxonomy places the organism in Eukaryota, Fungi, Ascomycota, Eurotiomycetes, Eurotiales, Aspergillaceae.